This is a messenger RNA of Symbiodinium sp. CCMP2456, 1050 nucleotides long. NCBI's taxonomy places the organism in Eukaryota, Dinophyceae, Suessiales, Symbiodiniaceae. The record is from the annotation of a GenBank genome assembly.
AUGGAUUUCGAUGACCUGGACGAGGAGAUCAGCAAGAGAGUGCAAGAGGGCGAGGCAGUUGCCGGUAACUUUGUCGAGAAUCGGCAGCCCGUUAGGGGGACAGUCCUGCCAAAGAUGCGAAGGACACACCAGCUCCCAGAUUUCUCGCGCUUGCCUGAUCGCGUGAAGAAGACACUGGCCCCUUACAAUGGAGAGCCGGUCACCGAAAGGUCGCCUGUGUUGCGCCUCCUUUGCAUCCACGGCGCUGCCGACGCUUACAGCGUGGACUGGUGCAAUUUGGAGGAGGAGGCACCACCAGAGGUGGAAGUAGCGACGCACGAGUUUCCGGGACACGGACAUCGUGAUGCCGAGCCGUUUUGUGUGACUCUGGACGAACUCUGCGACGACUGCUUUGAUGCAUUCCGCGACGCCAUGGACACAGGCGCUUUUGCCUUGCUGGGACAUUCAAUAGGUGCCUUGAUUGCCAUCAAAAUUGCGAAGCGAGCUCGAGCUGAGCUAGGUGUCGAGCCGGUUGCUGUCAUCAUGCUGGAGAGGGGCGCUGCGCAACAUCCGCUGUUCACAGAAGUUGGGGCGGAGAGACUUCGAAGCGAUCCGGCGUCCUUCUUUGAGUACUGGAACCCGAUGGUGUUCAAGCUGUACAAGAGUGCUGGAGACAUUGGAAAACGCACCCUGGACAUGUGGCAAAAGGACCAGCUCAUGGACCAGGAUGCGAUCGAGGUGGGGUAUCACGCCUUCAAGUGUCCGUUGACAGCAAUUGCAGCAGAUGGAUCCUGGGAUUCAUGGGUCACUCUUGAAGGCCUCGACGAGUCGCAGGCGGCGCUCCACCAGAAAAAUGUUGAAGCAGGUGCUUACCGGAUCGAAAAAGAUGGCAAGGCUUUUGCUGGGCACUUCCCGGCCUGGACAUACGAUGGAUGGAAGGACUGGACAGAGCACCCAAAGGGGUGCAACAUCGUAAAGUGCAAAGACUGCGAUCACAUGACUGUCAAGCGCAAUUCCAUGUUCAAAGCCGAGUUAUGGAAAAUCCUGAGAGAUGUAGCGGCAUCUUUCUGA